CUUAUUCUAGAUUUUUUGUUGAAACCCUUGCCUUACCUUGAGUUUAUUUUAAGGGUGACCCAAGGACUACUAUACUCAAGGACGUGCACAGUCGGAUUCCUGACUUGGCUAGCGAAGGCCAUCGCGUCAAACACUCCGGAUAUUCCCAUUCUGACCCAAUGCCUUAUCUUUAGCUUUGACGCGUCCGUAGGAAUCGGGAACUAUUUAUCGCCUUUGAAGUAGAAUGAAUCCUAUCUGUAGAAUUCGUUGAUCUUAAUAAAAAUGAUGCAGAAAUGAAUCAGAUAUUGAAAGGUGUCAAUAUUUUUAUUUUUGAUAAAGAUUCCAAGCAAAGAAAUGUAAGCAUAAUUAUGGACACCAUUUAUCCGCGUAAGCGCAUCCUUCCGGAAAGAAGUGCAGUGAUCAAUGUUCACGAUUCAAGUGUUGUUCCUCUCCUCAUGUUUCUCGGAGUGUUUUUGUUAAUUCUGUGGAUUAUUGUGAAUUAAUCGGCCCGUCAAUGCUCAAGGAUAGUUUGAUUUCACCAUACCGAAUAAAUGUAGGGUUGUAAACUGCAAAGGUAACUACAAUAAAGACAAUAAAUGUCGAGUGUUCAAGGUACCGAAAGAAGGACUUGAGAGACAAAGAUGGCUUUCUGUUUUACCCCCUCGUGAAAACUUCUCUCUAGAUCCAGACAAAUUCUUUAUCUGUGAAAUGCAUUGGCCAUCAGAUUAUCCUGUAAUUAAAUUACCUGGAGGAUACACUCAACCAGUAGAUCCGUCGAGUUUAUUUGAUGUUCCCUCGUCUUGCCUACCAACGCCAAAACCACCCCCUCGUCCACCCAGACAAGAAGAUCAGCAACUCCGUCAUUUCAUGAAAAAAGACAAAAUCUGUAGCCUUUCAGAAUUUUCUCCAGAAAAGGAACUCCACAAGAAAUAUAUGACAAUUUAAUUCUUUCAAGAACAGAGGACAGAUUUGUUUGCCAUGUUCAUGACCGAGUAUUGUGAAGAGUGUGUUUUAUCAGUAGUUGUUGAGAAUAAACCAACAUUGUGCUCCCCUCUUACACUCACCGCAUUCAAGAAAGGAUCCAGAGUUCCCUUGGGAAAAAUAUUAAAUCCAAAUAACGGAUUGAAUUCCUACACCCAAUUUUUUGAGUGUGUGCACGUCGCCAUAAACUAUAGAGUUCCUUUGGAUUUUGUGCUUGAGAGAGUUGUGGAAGUAUUGGAACAAUCACGUUGCACAGAACUUGAAGACCCAAAGGAAAAGAAAAGGGAAAGAAAGCUAGACUUUAUAACUCAUCAGCUGAAACUGUUGACUCACAAACAAUUUUCUGUAAGUGAUUACUGUUUUGCUAUCGAAUCGUUUCCCCGUUGCAGUUAUCAACAACUAAGAGACAUUUUGGUCUUGCCAAGCACAAGAAAAAUAAAACCACGCGACUUACAUAUGCCUCUAUCAACCCGUCUAAACUACGACUUCAAAAUGUGCAACAUGUAUUAAGAAUUUUCAAUGAAAAGGUUAUUGCUGGGCUGGCACUGCAAGGGUGUUAUUCCACUGCAGAGUUCAUUCAGUUUGUUCUAAACUGGUGGUAUACUGUAAAUGUAUCUGCCAAGGGACAGGACAUUCGUAUGAAGGACCCACACAGAGCUGCUCAGGUGUUAACGUCUGAUAGUCUGGACACGUAUGCCAAGAAGUUUGAAGAAUCAAUGUCAGUACAGGGAGUGUCUUGAAAGAAAUGCCUCACCCACGACACCAAGAAAGCUCUGGUACAAACCAUGCGUGGACUCAGUGCCGUGACAAAACACUUAUUGUCAUCAGGAUUUCAAUAUGUGCUGCUGUGUGAGAUACAGAGCGAUCGCAUUGAAGGCGAAUUUUCCGUUUACAGGCAGUCCACCGUGGCCAACGCGUUCAUGACAGCAGGAGAUGUUAUCUCGGCAUACAAGAAGCGCCUCGCUAGGCAUGCAGCAUCUUUUCUCGAGAGUAUUGAUGUCAUAGCUGAUGAUUCCCCAUCAACCUCUGACAAACAUCUGUGUUGUGGGCCUUUGGUUGCUGCUGAUAGAGAAGUCAUUGAGAGUAGCUUCUCAGAUGUUACUCUGACUGCCAACGAAGAAAGCUGCUGUGUCUAUGUAGCAAGAUGGCUGGAGCGAAAAUGUAUUGAUGAUAGCACCUACAGCGAAGAUGAGCCAUUCGUCUCCACAGAAGUGAAGAACUUUUUAGAGGAAGUGUCCAGAGGCUCCCUUAAAACCCCCCAUAUGUCUAUGUAUGACCUGACUAGGAUUGGACUUUCCUUUGUAAAGAAAGCAAAAAAUAGAGUUUGUUGUCGUCAGAGACUUGUUAGAAUUCUAUCAACCAUGGGGGAAUUUCACGACUUCGACAUCGUUCAGUCCAAGAAACUGCUCAGUCAUCUCGCAAAUGUCUUACUCCGCGGUCUGCACAAUCUAGACAAGGAUCACCAAAAGAAUGCAGCCCUGCUACAGACAUCCAUCAAGAAGGCACGUAUGGCGGAUUGACUUGGUGAGUAAGCCUAAUUCUUGUUGUUGUAUUCGUUAACAUUUUUUAAAUGCUCUUCAUACUAAUAUUUCUGCAUGACAUAAUACAAAUAUAGAAAUAACAUGUAUUACUAUGCUACAAUAUUGCGUUCAACAACAUUACAACAGGUUUUAGCUUUCUCACACUCAAUAUGAAAUGUAUCUUGUGCCUAGUGAUAAGUUUGACAUGUUUAUAUGAUGGCCUUCGCUAACCAAGUCAGGAAUCCGACGGUGCACGUCCUUGAGUAUAGUAGUCCUUGGGGUGACCUUAUAUUUAGGUCUCAUAUGGCCUAUAUUUAGGUAACCCCUCCCCCUACCUAACCGUAUUUAGGCCACAUAUGGCCUAUAUAAGCUUACCCCCUACCUAACCUUUUUUAGGCCACAUAUAUGGCCUAUAUAUAAAAAAAGAUUGAGCCAUGUUGACACCCGAGGAAACAUGCAGGUAGAUCUUUUGACAAAGGAAUCUUUGUCCUUUCUAUUAAGAUCAAUGUAGAGCUACACCUUCUCACAGAUAGACUUUAAAAAGUGGCUGAAAAGCUACAGCUCCAGUCUGUGAGAGGAACACUAGAGAGAACAAGUGAACAACAAACUCCACAAUUCAUGCCCAAAAUGGGCCCACAAAAGUCUUUCAGGUCUCUCCAAAAGAGACAAAGUUAGUUUAACCGGACUGCACAUUGGACAUACCCGGUACCUCCCCAAUGCACAGAUAUCUCCUGCAGGAAGAAGAAAAACCAUUUUGUGUCGGAUGCAAAGCUGACUUUAUAAUCAGGCCCAUCGUUACAGAAUGUUCAGACUUUAGAGAGGCCUAAAAAAACAUUUUAGACAUUAAAUGUACUGAUGUAAAGAAUUUGUUUCCACCAUUGAUCUCAACAGAAUUCUUGAUUUAGUAAAGGCUACUGGUCUUUAUUCAUAUAUACAUAGUGUUAUUUUGAAAUAUUAAUUACUGUUUUUAAAACUAAAUUUUUUACUAUUUUAGAUAUAUUUCAACCAUUUUGACUUGCAGAGUAAAAGCAAUACAUGCUAUGAACAUAUAUGGAAACAACCAGUUCUUCUUAUAUGACUUUAAAUGCAGUAGUUGCGAGCACAGUAAAACUUUUACGAAACUAAGAACUGCAUAUUUGUUAAUCUCUGGUGUGUUUGAGAUAUAUCUGUGGUGGGCUGCAUAUUUAUAUAUGUUGACCCAGUGUAGAUGAUCUGCUGACUCAUGCUGUACUGUU
This is a messenger RNA of Aplysia californica (California sea hare), 3715 nucleotides long. Its product is annotated as valacyclovir hydrolase. Lineage: Eukaryota; Metazoa; Mollusca; Gastropoda; Aplysiida; Aplysiidae. Bases 1746 to 2480 code for a protein of 244 amino acids. The record is from RefSeq and is a predicted model, not a curated record. The transcript is spliced from 2 exons.